AUGGAGGGGCAAUGGGGAGCCGAUCGGAUUUUUUCCUUUGCUGCUCUUUGGCGGUGGAGCUUCGUGGGGAUGCUCUUCGCUGCUAAAUCUGUUCUUAUGACCAUCACUGUGGAGUCAGGCCUGCACCACAUGAUCUUUGUGAUGAUGGAUAAUGUCUAUGUCAUAGUUGCUGCCGUUGUGAGCUUCUUUGUGUUCAGCCGACUUUAUGGCAAACUGGAGUGGCUGUCAUUGUCAAUGUUAAUCCUUUCAUCUCCAGCUUUCUUCAUCAUGCGCGAGCGGUGUGACGUGAAUUAUUGCGGAUUCUUUGUUUUCAAGAAGCACGACUACAACUUCUUGGGGAUGACAAGCGCUUUCUUUGGAAUUUCAGUGGGCGCUGUCGCAUCAGUUUUGUCCGAGCGAAUAUUCAAGAAUCUGUCGCGCGGGCUGAGAGAUCCGGCUCGCAGCCGGUACUACAUCCACCGAGUGCACUUGGACUUUGUGACCUUUGUGCUGCUGUGCGGUGUGUGGAUUUGGCAGUAUUACUUCAGACAUGGCACCUGGGGAAGUCGGACAGAUGUCAUGUUUGGCUCUUGGAGCCGGAGACAUUUUGUUUUAUUGUUUCUGACAGUGGGGCAGAUGUGGUGGGCUGGUCUGGUCGUUUUACACUUCUCGACCGUCACAAAGUCCUUGCUCCAGACCACAAUAGGCGUCUUAAGCGCGUGCAUUGUGGACCCAAUCAUGGGAAUAACGUGGGGGCAUAAUUGGGGUAUCCGAUCUGUUCCCUCGACCUUGAUUGCACUUCUCGUUGUGAUCUAUGCCAUCUUAUUCCAGACUGGAAGAUUGAAUGUCAAGUGGCUGUGGAAGCAAGCUGGCUUCUCUCCCAAGAAGGAGUAUGGUGGUCUGAAGGCAUUGAAGCAGAUCUGCUUUGAGAUGAUGUGCCCGAGUGCUGAAGAGGAGGAGAACGCGGACAACAAGUCUUCGCCAAUCUGUGGUUUCCUGCUCAAGUACUCCUUACCUGUCUUGUACGUUGUCUCGAACGCGCUCCAGACAGAGUUUUCGAACACUGUGUCAGCAAAUCGAUUCUUUGUGCCACAGUCACUGCAAGUAGGCAUACCCCUCUGUGGCAUGGGUUUCGCUGUCGGACUCACUCUGAACACAGAGGGUCUGUCCGGCAUCAAGACCGCCUUAGAUCCUAGGAGUUUGCCCAAGUUUUUGGCUUUGGGCUUCCUGCAGUCCGUCGUGGGCGCGCUGGCAGGUCUAUCGAUGGGCCUCGGCAUCAACUCUUCACUGUAUGUUGCAAUGGGCAAGAUUUAUACUCCACUUUCGCUUUUACUUGGUUGGUUGAUACUGGGCCGCCGUGCGCUUUGGAUCGAAUGGCUUCUCGUCACUGCGUUGUUUGAUGCAUCCAUCGUUUUGGCCUUCAUGGAUGCUACCGUGGCUGGCAGCAACACUGGCAAAACCUCGAGCGUGGCUGCAAUCCUUUGUGUGGCUGCAUCUGCAUCCGUUGCUUGCAUCUAUUCCGUCAUCAUGGAGGUAGCGCUCAAAGACUCAAAGGCGCCGUUCAUAAUCCAGAAAAUUCGGCUUGAUCUCGGAGCCUUUCUGUGGAGCAUCGCCUUUCUGCCUGUGAUGGGCUACCUGGGAGUCAUUGGCGGACGUCCAGACUUGGCUUUCUGGGUUUACCGGCCAAAUCCAUACUGGGAUUGUGAUGCUCUGGGAUCUUGCGACGAAGCUACAGGUGCCUUUGUACUCACGAACACCACCCAAUUUCCACAAGCUCAAGAGCUGGGCUGCUACUGUGGCCGUGGCGUAUUUGUGGGUUGGGACUCCUGGAUUGUCUACGCAGCGCUUGCAGUUGGCGUCGUCUAUUGCUGGUUGACUGGAAAGGUUAUUCAACACUUCUCCACGGUCAUGCGGUCUGUUUUUGACGGCUUUCCGAUAGUGCUUCUAUGGUUCGUCAUCACUCCGAUAGCAUCUCGAAUACCUUUACAGGCGUUCAGAGAACACUACGUAGAUGGACCAAAGCCGUUCAUCGAUCGUGACUGGGGCAAAGAUCUCAUGACCAUUGUGAACCCGCUGAGUGCUAUAGCCUUUCUUGUAGCAGCCGGGCAAGUUCGGGAAGUUGCGGAACUCAGUCGGAAAGUCGCGAAUGAGGAUGAGGAGUACGAGCCAGCCCUUCCGCCGUCAUCAGACGAUGACAGCACUGAGGGCACAAGCGAGAAUAGUGUAGCAGCAGUUGAUCAGCAGGAGCUGCUUUAUCCAUCAGCUUGGCCAGCGAAACAGAAAGGCGACGUGAAGAAAUUGAACAGAUAUGCUCUAGCGAGGGCCUGUGUCAAGAAGAUGGGGCAGGGAAGCUCCUGGCACUUGAUAGGAACGGCUAUGGUCUCAGACCUGCGCUUGUGGCGAAAGCAAGGCUUCGAGGUGGAGCUUCGAGGUCUUCGCAGGCGUGCUGCCUCUGAGCCUCAGGCGUUGCAGCAGGUAUGGCCUAGCUUUCUUAGCUUGGACGUGAAUGGCAACGAGGUGUUUGCCACAAAAGUGCCCCUGAGAGGGCACAAGCGGCGCGACUUGCCGCAAAGCCUGUCUGCAAGUUUGCGGCGGGGAAGCAAUUCGGUUGAGGUUACUGCUGAGGAUGAGAGGAGGCGGGAUUUUCUGCUGGCAGUGGUGAGGACUUUUCCUCUCAAGCCCAAAGAUCUUGCAGAAGGAAUCCGCACGGCAGAGUAUCAGGAAUGCCUGCAACGAGUUCAACAGAUUCUCCUCAGUGCCCGAACUUUUUCGGAAAGUUCAGAGAAGAUGCAGGUUGAAUGCGUUGGGGACGAGCACCUCAAGCUCCUGCCGCUCACUUGCACAACAAGUUUUGUUGCUCAGUUACUUGAAGCAACACUGUAG
This is a messenger RNA of Symbiodinium pilosum, 2862 nucleotides long. NCBI's taxonomy places the organism in Eukaryota, Dinophyceae, Suessiales, Symbiodiniaceae. The record is from the annotation of a GenBank genome assembly.